Messenger RNA from Chrysochloris asiatica (Cape golden mole), 1997 nucleotides. RefSeq names its product serine/arginine repetitive matrix 4 (gene SRRM4). The transcript has 13 exons. Gene Ontology annotation, cellular component: nucleus. Gene Ontology annotation, molecular function: mRNA binding. NCBI's taxonomy places the organism in Eukaryota, Metazoa, Chordata, Mammalia, Afrosoricida, Chrysochloridae. The coding region runs from base 144 to 1997 and encodes 617 amino acids. The record is from RefSeq and is a predicted model, not a curated record. Gene Ontology annotation, biological process: mRNA processing; regulation of RNA splicing; neuron maturation.
AUCCCCCCCGAGCCCCAAUCUCUCUCACCGUACCCCUUUGGGUUUCACACGGACCGAGCUGGGAGCCAGGGACGCCCCGGUUUGGAAUCCACGUUUCAGCACUUCGGACAGCGCCCGGGCUCCGGGGCCCCUUUGGGUUGGCUAUGGCGAGUGUUCAGCAAGGCGAAAAGCAGCUUUUUGAGAAGUUCUGGCGAGGAACCUUCAAAGCUGUGGCCACCCCGCGUCCCGAGAGCAUCAUUGUCGCCAGUAUUACAGCCCGCAAGCCGCUGCCAAGGGCAGAGCCCCAGAGCAGCCCUGUGGUCCCAGCUCAAGAUGGCCCCUCGGAAAAGCUGGGUCAGCGUCUGGCCACUGAGGCCUUGGGCACCAACAGCUGGGAGAGAGACAAGGCCUGCCGGAAACCAAGUCCUGCCAAUGCACGCAGUGCCUCCCGUGACAAAGACCUAAUGCCAGCGCCUUACUCCAGGGGUAAGAAGAAAAAGAAGAAAUCCACCCGGAAGAAGAGAAGAAGGUCCCCGUCACAUAGUCCUUCGCCUGUCAAGAAGAAGAAGAAGAAAAGUUCCAAGAAGCAUAAGCGACACAGGUUCCUCUCCAAGAAGAGAAGACACAGCUCCACUAGCCCCAAAAGCAAGAGAAAGGAAGAGAGGAAGCACAAAAAACAAUCUCGAAGCCGGCCCCGAAAGUCUCACCGCCGUCACCGCCGUCGCUCGCGGUCCCUGAGCUCCGAGUCCCGGUCAUCAAGCUGUGAGGGCAGGCACCGCGGCCGGUCCCCUGAGGAAGGACGCAAGUCCCACAGGAGGCAUUCCCGCCGCUGCUCCAAGACCCUCAGCAACGCCAGUCCUGAAGCCCGGUCCAGCCAGCCGCCCAGCCAGCCCCUCCAGAUGCUCAGUCUCCUGUCGGCCAGGGGUGUAAUCACUGGGUCGGGGUCUGCUGCUGACCUGUUUACCAAAACAGCCAGCCCGCUCCCCACCUCCCGAGGACGUUCCCAGGAGUACGACUCCGGCCACGACACAUCCUCGCCACCCUCCACGCAGACCAGCUCGGCCAGGUUGUCUCGGGGUCAGGAGAAGGGGAGCCCCAGUGGGGGUCUGAACAAGAGCCGGGAGCUCAACAGUGGUAACACCUCCGAUUCAGGGAACUCCUUCACCACCUCCUCCCCCCAGAACAAGGGGGCAACCUUGGAGAAUCUCUCCCCCACCACCAGGGGCAGAGAGUCAAGACGGUUCCAGUCACCAUGCCUGGAAUGCUCCGAGGUGAAGAAGUCCAGUCGGGUCCCAUCCACGGCUCGGAGCUCCCCGACACAAGUGUGCUCCCGCAGCUCUUCCUAUGCCAGCACCCGCUCUUCUAGCCACUCUUCCCGCUCCCCAAACCCUAGGGCCUCCCCCAGGUACACCCGGAGCCAGUCCAUUUCCUCUGGGAAAAGGUCCUACUCACGUUCUCCCAGCUAUUCCUCCAAGUCGGGCAAGCCGAGUCCACCCAGCAGAAACUCUCGAUCCCGCCGAAGCCCCAGCUACUCCCGCUACAGCCCCAGCAGGGAGCGCGACCCCAAAUACAGUGAGAAAGACUCGCAGCAGCGAGAGCGAGCACGGCGGAGACGUCGGUCCUACUCGCCCAUGAGAAAGCGCCGGAGAGAUUCCCCGAGCCACCUGGAGGCGCGGAGAAUAACGAGUGCCCGGAAACGCCCCAUACCCUACUACCGGCCCAGCCCCUCUUCGUCCAGCAGCCUCAGCAGCGCCCCCUCCUGGUACAGCAGCAGCAGUAGCCGCUCCACCAGCCGCAGCUACUCCCGGAGCCGGAGCCGGAGCCGGAGCCGGAGUCGGAGUCGGAGCCGGAGCCGGAGUCGGAGUCGGAGCCGGAGCCGGAGUCGGAGUCGGAGCCGGACCCGCAGUAGCAGCAGCUCUAGCUCCAGGAGCCGGAGCCAGAGUCGGAGCCUUAGCCGGAGCCGGAGCCGGAGCCGGAGCUACAGCUCAGCAGACAGCUACUCCAGCACGAGGCGCUAA